Plutella xylostella (diamondback moth) is the source of this 1903-nucleotide messenger RNA. It is a transcript of the gene PIG-U, whose product is annotated as phosphatidylinositol glycan anchor biosynthesis class U. Gene Ontology annotation, biological process: attachment of GPI anchor to protein. Gene Ontology annotation, cellular component: GPI-anchor transamidase complex; membrane. The record is from RefSeq and is a predicted model, not a curated record. NCBI's taxonomy places the organism in Eukaryota, Metazoa, Arthropoda, Insecta, Lepidoptera, Plutellidae.
AAUGUCAUGAUCGUAAAUUUGUUUAUGUUUCGCUCGCCCGCAUCACUUUUUCACAAAUUAAUUCUUAUUUUUGUGUUAAAAUAAAAUGAAAUGAUAUUCUUAUUUGUUGCCGGUUAAACUCUGUAUGAAAGUUACAAUGUCUAAGCUACUCAAAUAUUUUGCUGCCGGCGUAGUUCGCUAUUGGCUUAUGCACACGGACUAUUGGCAAACAAUAUCGAAUAGAGUUGAAAUUGCUACUCCUCUGAAUUCCUGGAAGAGGUUAACUGAAGGAGUUUACCUUUACGACCAUGAUGUGAACCCAUACGAAGGUGAUGCAUUCCACGAGUCUCCAAUUAUGUUGAUCGUAUUCCACUUCCUGAUGAAGAAGGUACCCUACCUGCUACCGCUGAUAUUCACAAUAAUAGACCUUAUCACCGCUCAUCUACUCUACAAAACCGCUAAAUCGUUCGUGGCGAUGUUUAAAGAUGCCCAAGAGAGUGCUAAAGAUGAGGUUGCAGAGGAAUCUAAGGGAAUGUUACUUCAAGACACUGAUUUGGCUGAAGUACCUAAUUAUGUGUUGUCAGUGUACUUGUUUAACCCUUACUCAGUGCUAAACUGUGUUGGUAUGACUACCACGGUGGUGCAGAAUGUGCUGGUGACGGGAGCCCUGUGGUCUGCGGCCGGCAGCCAGCAGGUGCUUGCGUGCCUGUGCCUCGCACUGGCCACACACCAGGCCCUCUACCCGGUGCUCCUCAUUGUGCCCAUAUCCCUCCUGCUGGCAGACAUGAAGAAAGGAUGCAACAAAUGUUCUUACAUUAGAACUCUGCUCAUUUUUGUGCUCUGCUGGGGUUUCCUGACAUACAUUUCGGCUUUCAUUAUGGAUGGGUCAUAUGAUUACCUCAACAACACUUAUGGAUUGAUAUUAACCAUUCCAAACCUGAAGCCAAACAUUGGUUUGUUCUGGUACUUCUUCACUGAAAUGUUUGAGCACUUCCGUCUGCUGUUCAUCUGUGCGUUCCAGAUCAAUGCCCUGGCUCUGUACAUCAUUCCCCUGACCCUGCGGUUCAAGAAGGAGCCCGUAUUGUUGGCCACAGUGCUCAUAGCUCUCUCCACAAUAUUCAGAUCCUACCCGUGUGUGGGUGAUGUGGGCUUCUAUCUGGCAUUGCUUCCCUUGUGGAAACACUUGUUUUCUUUUAUGCAGCAGAAGUUCAUAGUGGGGUGUGCCUUCAUCAUCACGUCAGCGCUGGGCCCCACCGUGUGGCACCUCUGGAUAUACUCCGGCUCAGCAAAUGCCAACUUCUUCUUCGGGGUGACACUCUCCUUCGCUACGGCGCAAAUAUUCCUUAUCACAGACUUACUCUUUGCCUACAUUAAACGAGAAUUCACUCUCAAGCACGGUACAUCGAGAGACAUUGAUGGCCGGCCGGCAAAACUAGUCCUCCGAUAAUAAUAGGCCUCACGUUUUUGUAGGAAUCGCUAUUCAUACAAUAAUGAUUAUGGGCAAAACCAAAACUGAAUAUGGUAGUAAGUACUUUUAUUUUUUGUACAAACAUGCAUUUAAUAUUUAUGUAAUUUUAUCGUAAGCAUGAAAUUAGCGGCAGUAUUAUGGAUAACAACAGAGAACUGUGUAUCAAAAUUGGUUGUGUUUGCCUAAGUAUGUAUAAAAUGACAAUUAUUAUAAUUUACUUGUAUGUUAUUGUGUAUUGGUAAGUCAGAGGGUGGACUAGUGAGUACCAAAUAGAUAACAGUUCGAAACAUAUGUACAAUGCAUUAAAACGUUUGCAUCGUCGAUAUAAUUUGGGAAUAUAUAUAUCUUAGGAUGUAUAUCUUUGUAUAAGUUUACUUGAUGUGCACAUGUUUACUCCCGGUUAAACUUACUUAAAUGAAUUUACAUUUUAAAUAAAUAAAAUAUGUUUUGAAAUUA